UAAAUAAAAAAAUUCUUUCCUAUGCUGAAUUAUUUGCCUGGCCUGCCCAUACUUGAUUUUUAUCACCAAUGUCACCAAGCAACUGGAAGAGAACUGCGGCUAUUGUCCUAAUCAAGUAGCUAGCAAUUCCAUAUCACAUGAGUUUUAAUCAUGAUGUCUUUUCGGAGUAUUUUCGUGCAAACUUCGUAGCAAAUUAUUUAUCACGUCAACAAGAUUUAAAACACCUCGAAUAUACAAAUAUCAUGGAAUGAUGAUGUUUUUAUGCAAUUAUUUUGAUGCAACUUUUUUUGUUUUCACGGUGUAAUACGUUCAUCUCCAAAUGUUUGUUUGAGAACUUUGGGUAAAUUUAUGGGUUAGUAAAGUGUGCGAUUGCUCAUCACUUAUGUGAUGAUUAUAUGUACAACAAGUAGGGGAGAGUUGGAGAUGUGUUGGGCCUUCUAUUUUGUUUGUCUCUCUACUAUGAGCUGUUCUCCAUCAUUGAUUCAUUUCCAUUCUCUCUCCCUCUCUUCUCAUUUAAAGCACAUACCAAGAAAGAAAUUUUCCAUUGCACAACACAAACAUUCAACUUUGCUAUAUCCAAAUUCGUGCAAAUAUAUAUAGUUGCAUGAAUUUUGAUUUUAGGGUUUGUGUUUUCUAGUCUUUGCUGGUUUUGGGUUUGGGUUAAACAAUGAGAAUGACGACGCAGACUGACACAAUGUUCGGUAGAUUCAUGAAACUGUCGUAUUUUGAACACACACUUAGUUAUAUUACUAUGUUAGUUGUAAGAAAGAAGAUUUUAGCUAAGACAUGGGUGAGAAAAAAAAAAAUAAGAAAUCGAAUGUGUCGCUACUCGCUAGUAUAAUGGACAUAUCUUCAUCAAAGAGGUAUUGGAAAUACGUAAAAACUUGAUUUACAAUGUAACAAAACGACUUAACUAUUUGUACAAGAGAAAUAAGUGGUGAAACAAAAAGGACGUAUACUUAAUAGCCAAUCAAUCAUGGGUAGGUACCACGAAGAUCUAAAGCUCGGUACGAAUUCAUGCUACUGGCACGUCGCUGGUACACCAAACACCUGAACUCGUGCUCCACCACUCAUCUACAUCUCUUUGGAGCAUUCAUUUGCUUGAAUGAAACAUAGACAUCAUUCGAGUACUCCUGUGAAGUACAUGUAAUCGUUACUUUCUUUCGACGAACCAUAUUUUUAUUUUAUCUUUUUGAUCAAUAUGUUAUCUUUUUUCUUUAUGGGUACCGUUAUGUCAUUUUCAAGGUGCCUUAGCCGAAAUUACCACCAUUGGAUGAGGCAAAUUGGAGAGAGCGAGAAAGAAAAAAGAGUAGGUGGGAGGGAGAAAUGGAAAGUAGAAAUAAAAUUCGGACCUUUCUGGAAAUUUUGAAAUACUUGGAGGGCAUCAUUGCAAAAGAAACGCCACCGCGUUUUCAGUUUUAUUUCUUAAUAACUCCCCUUGCUCUUUAAUCAGUUUCCUUCAGCUCAGCUCUCUCUCUUUCCCUCCCUCUCUCUAUAUACCCGCCGGAAUCCGGCGACAUGUUCGACGGCGAAAAAUUCCCGGCCAGUUUUCGUCUAAUCCAGCGCUCGAGAUCUGGUACGCUGAUACUUUCAUAUUGUCUGCCGUUACUGUCACAGAAAUUUCCCUCCAAACUUAUCUCUGCGACUCUCUCUUAAUCGCAAAGCAUGUUGUCUUUCUAUGUGCCGAGAUCCAUAAGAGGCGCCCGAUAGAGGAUUGGAAGCGUGUUAAAUGAUUAGAAUUAGGAUCGGGCAUGAGAAAUAUCGAUCUGAAUUGUUGUAACUCAUCGUUCUUUUCCCUGCUAAUUGAAUUGGAACCAGUGUCUUUAGAAAUCGCAUAAAGCUUCUGGUUCUGAUGUUGGUUACCGUUUUCUGCUGAUUUUUGUUUUUUUUUCAGGUGACAGUUCCGUCGGAAACAGAAAUUUUAUCGGGGAAUCUCGGUAACUGGUUGCUGGGUCAUUAUUGGGGCUCGAGUUCCUGUUUCAUCUGAACCGGUGGUGGAUUGGUUUGUUUCCUCAAUAUUCUCUGAACAUAUACUCCCAAAAUCAUGAGCUGUUAUCUGGGUUGAAAAACGUUAUUAAAGAUGGAGUCUUUUGAUUCGGUGUGCGUUGGAAUCGAAUCUGGGUUUCAGAUUGGUGGGAGCAGUAUUGAUUCAUUGAAUUGGUGGGUAUAGUCGACAGAUGGAAAUUGAUUGCGUGCAAAGCUUGGGGAUUUCUUUACAGGGGUUUUGAAGGGGCUUGCUCAAGAGCUGUACCAUAGAUUGAUAACUUGUUGGUGUUUUGUUUCGAUUGUUUUGGAAGAUUUGCUUGAUUUUGUUUAACAUUACCAGAAAGAAAGAAACACAGGAGAGGUUUGUUUCAGAUAAAUUAUUUUGAUCGAUGGAGGGGGAAGAAGAACAAAGGGUUAAAAGAAUAAGGAUUAGGGAAGGAGUGAAUGAUGGUCGAUUGAGAUUCGGAUCAAGUGAUUCACUCUUUCCUGGGCUAAUCGACGACGUGGCAUUGAACUGUCUAGCACACACCUGCAGAUCGGACCAUUCCUCUUUGUCAUGCAUAAACAAGAGGUUUCAUAAGUUAAUCAAGACCGGGUAUCUAUAUGGGUUGAGGAAACACUUGGGGAUCACUGAGCACUGGGUAUACUUGGUUUGUGAUCCAAGAGGGUGGGAGGCAUUCGACCCCACGAGACAAAAAUGGAUGGCACUUCCAAAGAUACCUUGCGACGAGUGUUUCAACCAUGCUGACAAAGAAUCAUUGGCAGUUGGCAAUGAGCUGCUGGUUUUCGGUCGUGAGUUGUUCGACUUUGCAAUUUGGAAGUAUAGCUCUGUCAGCCGCAUCUGGGCCAAGUGCGAUGGAAUGAACCGACCCCGUUGUUUGUUCGGGUCAGGCAGCUUCGGUUCGCUUGCUGUUGUUGCAGGUGGUAGUGACAAGAACGGUAAAAUCUUGCAAUCCGCUGAGCUGUAUGACUCCUCUACAGGCAAAUGGGAGAUGCUCCCCAACAUGCACUCGCCACGUAGGCUCUGCUCGGGUUUUUUUAUGGACGGCAAGUUCUAUGUGAUCGGAGGGAUGUCGGGUCCCACAGCAUCGUUGACUUGUGGGGAGGAGUAUGACCUAGAGACCAGAAAAUGGAGGAAGAUAGAAGGGAUGUAUCCUAAUGUCAAUAAGGCAGCUCAGGCGCCUCCCUUGGUCGCAGUCGUGAAUAACCAGCUGUACGCGGUCGAGUAUCUAACUAACAUGGUGAAGAGAUACGAUAAGGAGAAGAACGCUUGGAACGUCCUGGGGAGGCUUCCGGUGAGAGCAGAUUUGUCCAACGGUUGGGGUCUUGCUUUCAAGGCUUGUGGCGAGCAGCUGCUGGUUGUGGGCGGGCAAAGGGGACCUGAAGGUGAAGGUAUCGUUCUCAACUCGUGGCGUCCUGAGUCUGGGGUGAAUAAUGGUACCUUGGAUUGGAAGGUAAUUGGUGUGAAGGAGAAUGUUGGGGUGUUUGUUUACAACUGUGCUGUUGUUGGUUGUUGAUAGGAUUUGUGAUUUACAACUCACUUUUGGGGAGGGGAGUGGGGAAGAUAGAAGAAGAGUUUCUUUUCAUUGCAUAAUAGAGGGCUGGGUGGGAUUCAGGAUUGGCCUGCUGCAACAAUUAUUUGAUUUUAACUAGAAUGAAUUAAUUGUUCACUGGGAAGAAGAGAAAUAGGCCUUCUCAUGUCUCUUUUGUUCUCUUUUCAUUUUACUACAUUUUCCUUCGCCCUUCCCUCUCCAUUGAUAACCAUGUCUGUACCUAAACACAUGUGGUGUUGUCUCAACCGUGAUUCUGCAAAUUUCCUUUGCUGCUUUCCAGCAGCAACCCAAUAGGGGUUUACUGGUACUGCUACAGAUUCAAUCCUCUCCAAAGUUUCUCUUAUAUUGAUUGGUACUUUUGCAUCGUUCUUUCGUUGUUGUUGGAUUGCUUGUCCAACUCAAGGACGCAUGUUCUCGCCAUCUUCUUGUGUCUUUCUGUUGGCCAACUCUUUUCCCAUCUCGUACUGGAAUGAGAUUGUCGAACUAUGUUACACAGUUCUAUUGCUGUUGCUGUUGGAUUCCACUUAGGCUUACAUGUUUGUAUCAACGCAUGAUGCUGCCGUCGGAUCAUGUACCACGCAACCUCGAUCGUUGAAUGUACGUGUGUUAACUUGUACAUCCAAUGGCUGAGACUGCCAGCCCGCAUGAUGUGAAGUUUUUAUGUUAGCUGGGAAGAUGAUGAGUUUGGUUUAUCGAUAAUGAGGGGAAAAGCUUUGCUGAUUAAGUGGGGUUGCUUUGUGAUGUUUCAUAUGCCAUCAAUGGGAUUUCGUGCAGAGAUUGAUAUGCUGUUGUUUGGAAUGCAUCAAUCAAAAUCGUGGGUAUUGGGCCAAUUUUGAUGCGUGGGGUUGGAUUGGAAUCCGCUUUGGCUUUUGUUGUUGUUGUUGUUGGUGAUUAUCAUGUUUUGCUGGCUAACCAUAAUCAUGAUUAGUUUCCUUUUUGCUUUUGCGGGUGGGGAAACGCCCAAUUUGGAACUUCACAUUUUAAGCUCACCCACUUCUGAUUCAUCGUUGACAUGAUGUACUUUCGAGUUCAAUUUUCGUUGUUAAUUACUCGAACAACCUCUCUUGAUGUCACUAAUCAUAUUCAGAAUUCGUAGAGUGGUGGAUUAGCGGGCUUUAAUGAGUGACAUACAUAGACUAAUAAACUUCCGAAUCGCCCCGCCGGCGGCCGCGUCGUUUUCCCCAGAAAAUGGCUCGCCAACCGUCGGCAGCUCGGCAAUCAGGAUGAUGUGGGCAUACAAGUACAUGGUCUAUUAACUUUUUGAUCUACUUUCUUUUUUUCCCGGUGAUGUUAACUUCUCAUCUACUUCAUUGAAGAAGAAAAAAAACAGAGCCCUUUUCUUUAUCUACUUGCAGUGGGCAACCACCACCACCACCACCACCAUCGCCAGAAGCAGGCCGGCGGACUUUCGGCGACAGGCGUCCCACACUUAAUAAUAAAUGUUGCCCCACGUGUCACCAGCUGCCGUCCAGUUUAGUGGCCGGAGACGCAGUUCCCGAGGCCUGCCCGUCUCCGUAAUCACGACCGUUAAAGUUUGCCCAUAUCCAUCUCCGAUCAAACGAGCAACGUCCCACCUCGUAGUUUCUAUUUUAGGGGCUGACUCGUGUGGAGAUGACAUGGCACCGCAGCUGACAUGUCAUAGCCAGGUGGGCGGUGUUUGAUAGGUCAACUACAACACGUACUAGACUCUAGUAAUUAUGAUUUUAAAAAUCGUGUGUCAAAAGUCAAAUUAUUAGUAAUUUGCGUUAAUGUUAUAUCAAAAUUAGAUGAAACGGGUCAAGAAUGAAAGAGAGGGAAACAUAGCGAGUUCGUAAGAGGAUCUGUUCUCGUUUGGUCCUACGCUAGAUGGGACAUGAUUGGUCAGGUCGAAAUUUAUCAUCCUGCGGAUGCAUAUACCAUUGUAUUAGUUUAGGAACCUUGAUGGAUUCACAAUAAGGUUUAGGGACUAAU
Linum trigynum is the source of this 5489-nucleotide messenger RNA. NCBI's taxonomy places the organism in Eukaryota, Viridiplantae, Streptophyta, Magnoliopsida, Malpighiales, Linaceae. The record is from the annotation of a GenBank genome assembly.